Molecule: messenger RNA, 582 nt
Organism: Arabidopsis thaliana (thale cress)
Lineage: Eukaryota; Viridiplantae; Streptophyta; Magnoliopsida; Brassicales; Brassicaceae
Exons: 2
Coding region: 1-582 (193 amino acids)
Source: RefSeq, marked reviewed
AUGGCGAAGCCGUUGACCGGAGAAACAAUCAGAGUUGUUUUCGAGGAGGAGAGUGAGAAACAAGGCGGCAAAGAAAGCUAUAUGAGGAAGAACAAACAUCGCCGUGUAGGCAAGUACAGCAAGUUUCUGUACACGAGCAAGAGAAAGUACAGCAAGUUUCAAGACAUAUCAGUUAUUGAGCAGGUUGGGAAUACCGAGAGACAUGCCAGAGUAUUGAAGACACCUGGGAGUGUUCAGACAUUAUACUGUUGGGAUGGAAUGAGAGUCAACGUUCAGCUGUAUGUAGUUGAAAGCAGUAAUGUCCUCUCUACACCAAUUGUAGUGUUCAAAUCAACAUCUCAAGUUCUGCCCAUUCCUGACUCACAGAACAAAGAGCAAGUUUGUGAUGUCCAAAGAAGGCAAUGCAGUCAUACUGAUUCGCAAAACGGACUGCCAAAACCCGCAUCUGAAUUCUCCAUCAAGGGUGGUGAGAAAGUUAACAUUCUCUAUGGGGGGCUCUCACCAUUGGAGAUGCUUUUAUGUUCUCAUCUCUUUUUUUUUUUUAACAAUUUUUAUGUUCUCAUGUUUUUUUAUGGGAAAUAG